Messenger RNA from Pecten maximus, 2248 nucleotides. Its product is annotated as protein rolling stone-like. Gene Ontology annotation, cellular component: membrane. NCBI's taxonomy places the organism in Eukaryota, Metazoa, Mollusca, Bivalvia, Pectinida, Pectinidae. Bases 73 to 948 code for a protein of 291 amino acids. The transcript is spliced from 4 exons. The record is from RefSeq and is a predicted model, not a curated record.
GUGACGUACGAACCGUGACGUUACCAGGUGAAAGAUCGUGCUACUGUUAUUGUUGUUUACAUACAAAUAAAAAUGGCCGAUCACGAAUCAGGUCGGGGAGGAUGCCGACAGGGUUGUUCACAAGAGUUUAAAGUGUCCAAUUUCCUUCUGGAAUAUGACAGACCACACCAUUUUGUCCAGUUUCAGUGUGGGAAACAGAUACCAUAUUUGGUGUGGCGGGUGCUAUGGGCUCUAUACCACGUGGUCUGGAUUAUCCUAACAGGCGUGUACAGCUGGCAGUGGGCGGGGCCAGAUCCGAACCAACAAGUAAAGUGGUUUAUAUACCUGACCGACUGGUGCUACUUCAUGCUGACCAUGUCCACGCUGUUAGACAUGGGAUGUGUCGUGUACUCUCGUGCUAAACGAACGGACAUUUGUCAAGGGUUGGCUUUCACAAAUCCAUGGUACUUCAAAUUUAACUGGGUAGUUUUCAAUGUGGCCAACACUUGCAGUAUCACCGUAUCUAUCCUGUACUGGGGCCUCCUCUACAGCAGUUCCGAGGUAAUGACUGCUGUGAACAUUGAAACUCAUGCACUAAAUGCCGUCUACGUCAUCAUGAACCUUUUUGUCACCGGUAUGCCAGUUAGAAUCCUCCAUCUUUGGCACUCGAUGGUUUACGCUUUGGUUUACGUGCUUUUCUCGUUGUUUUACACGUUAGGAGGAGGCACCAACCACGUAGACAAGAAUUAUGUCUAUUCUGUUCUGGACUGGAAGGGUAGCACAGGGUUCACUCUAGGUAUUUCUAUUGCUGUAACCUUUGUGGCCAUGCCGCUGGUCCAUUGUUUAUGUUAUGGAAUGUACAGGCUCCGACGAGUAGUCUGUUGUUGUGACGACGAACAUGUGAUUGACACUAAGGAGGUGGAGCUAGCAUACCAAGAUAACCCGUCAUAUACCGCGGACACUCGUUAAACAAUGAUACACUGGGCAAUAGAAUGUGCACUCGUAUAAAAGUGACAGGAAUGUAAAGAACAACAAAUACAUAUAACAUUCUGAAACGUAAAGAUGUACAGGUCAUUUCGGCCACAUUUGAUGAAUUAUGUGUAUGCCAUGUAUGCAAUGCCAGGUGUUGUCACGGAAAGGCUAUUCGACUACAUUUGUGACUUGUUUGUCUUUGCGUAAUCCUUAUUCCUAGAUGCGCUUAUGUCUGUGUGCCCCCUCAUCUCGAUUCAGUACUUUCUCCUUCAGGGUAUCCAGAUGGCGUUUUAUACUUGUCUGUAGAACAUGCUACCUCUAUAUUUCUUUAAGUUAAUUUAUCAUAAAACUCUUGGAGUAUGUCUUAUUUCAAACCGUAGGCCAGUGCUUUGCGGGUUAUAAUUGAGUUUUACUAAUAGCAUUAAAACUCAAUCGGAACCUCUCUGAUGUACUUCACACAUAACCUCGGGUGGUAUGUAGGUUUAUGACUAUGUAAAGAAUUCAAACUUUUUGGUUCGUCGGAUACGGCUACCACAGUUGGUGUAGUUUAUGAGUUGUAAUAAUGAAAUUAUCAAAAAGGUCCAACAUUGAUAUAUAUAUAUGAGAGAAACAUGUCCCUGUCACUUUUACCUCUGACUACAGGAAAUUUAAUGCUGUUUUGAAAAGUUAAGUCUGAUUGUAUCACAACAACUAGGGCGUUUUAUAUUACUCAAGUAUUUAUACUUAGCUCUGUAGAUAUAUUUUGUAAUCAUUGUAACUAGCAUAAGGAACUACUGGAAAUCAUCAUCUACAAAAUCAUUAGUCAUAGGUUCCAUACCUAGUGAGUGUCCCUGUCUUGUUAUGUUUCAUAUGUGUGUGUGUGUGUAUAUAUAUAUAAAUGUAUAAGAUUAAGAUGACGAUGGUAAGGUAAUAAUAAACACCGGUACAUUACUGAAAGAUAUAACAGCGACAGGGAUCACAAAGUUAUUUACAAACUUUUCUAUGCUACCAUGCUUUUUAUCCAGAUGACUUGAUUAAGGGACAGAUAUAUCCGUGAAAUUUUGACGAAUUUCAUCGCUCACCUUGUCGCUCUUUCUUCACCUAUCAUGUAUAGACAGAGGUCACACAACGAGUGGUUGUUGGAUACGGUAUUUCUUUCAUCCGAGUUAGUUAUUUAUCAAAAGUUACAAAAGAACAAGAGCUUUUACCGAAUAACAAAAAAGAGAGGGAAAAAAUGCCAUAUACAACAACCACGAAUCUGUGUGACAUGUUUCUACUACAAUAAUAAAUGUUAUUUGAUGAAUGGACAUGUUCUGUA